This is a messenger RNA of Erpetoichthys calabaricus (reedfish), 1069 nucleotides long. It is a transcript of the gene bnip3, whose product is annotated as BCL2 interacting protein 3. Gene Ontology annotation, cellular component: mitochondrial envelope; mitochondrial outer membrane; nucleus. The record is from RefSeq and is a predicted model, not a curated record. The transcript is spliced from 6 exons. NCBI's taxonomy places the organism in Eukaryota, Metazoa, Chordata, Cladistia, Polypteriformes, Polypteridae. Gene Ontology annotation, biological process: mitochondrial outer membrane permeabilization; positive regulation of apoptotic process. Bases 137 to 730 code for a protein of 197 amino acids.
AGCACAUACGUCACUGUGUUUAUGUCUCGUGCUGCAGUUCUUCAUCAUAACAAAACAAGUAGGUUGCGAAAGACGUGCGUGGUAGCAGGCUUUUAUUUAGUUGUACCCGUAAGACAGAAUAUCAAGGAGAAGAAUUAUGACAAACCGAGAAAUUAACCCAGACGAGAAUUUACAGGGUUCUUGGGUGGAGCUUCACUUUAGUAACAAUGGAAAUGACUUUGCUCCACAAAAUGGAAGCCAAGAACAACCCCCAGCUUCAAUUGACAGUGGAGAUAUGGAAAAAAUGCUUCUUGAUGCCCAGCAUGAAUCUGGCAGAAGUAGCUCCAGAGGAAGCUCACACUGUGACAGUCCACCAAGAUCACAAACUCCACUUCAUCUCCGCAGAGGUUCAGAAGUUCCCAGCAGUGGUGAGAAAAACAGCUCUCAGUCCGAGGAAGAUUAUCUUGAAAGAAGAAAAGAAGUGGAACACUUAAUGAAAAGAAAUUCUGAUUGGAUUUGGGACUGGUCAAGUCGUCCAGAAAAUGUUCCACCAAAAGAAUUUCUGCUUAGGCACCCAAAACGGUCAGCAUCCCUUAGCAUGAGGAAUACAAGUGUUAUGAAGAAAGGUGGUGUGUUUUCAGCUGAAUUUUUGAAAGUGUUUCUUCCAUCUUUACUCAUUUCUCAUAUACUUGCUGUCGGCUUGGGGAUCUAUAUUGGAAGACGUCUAACAACAUCAGCCAGCACUUUCUGAAUAGUCUCUCCUGGCAUUAUCAUAUGAUCUUGGCCCACCACCAACCACAGUUCUUGCUAAACACAGGCGGAAUUUAUCCUGAAAGUGCUCAGUGCUGCAUAACCGGAUCGCAAGGAAGGGCUAAUGUAAAUGUAAAUUUCUCCUUUUGUUUCAAAUACAACUGUGCAUCUUUUAUAGCGUAUUUUCUGGUAGCUAGGUGUAGUAAAACCAUAAAAUGUGAAUGACUUUAAUGAAACCCGUUGUUCUUUAGUAAGUAUGCAUUAAGCUGUGUUGUGAUUGUUAUAACUGGAACAUGAAUAAAACCGGUCUGUAACCUUUAAAUUUUGAAGCUGAAGUAAA